Alnus glutinosa is the source of this 1091-nucleotide messenger RNA. RefSeq names its product peroxidase 10-like. The coding region runs from base 36 to 1022 and encodes 328 amino acids. The transcript has 4 exons. The record is from RefSeq and is a predicted model, not a curated record. Gene Ontology annotation, molecular function: heme binding; peroxidase activity. Gene Ontology annotation, biological process: hydrogen peroxide catabolic process; response to oxidative stress. NCBI's taxonomy places the organism in Eukaryota, Viridiplantae, Streptophyta, Magnoliopsida, Fagales, Betulaceae.
CUUGUGCUUGCCGCAACAUUUGUGAGCAUUUAGAAAUGGAUCAAAACCUCCACAAAAUGUUCUUGGUGGCCUUGUUUUGCUUCUUGCUCCUAAGUCCUCCUGCAUCCUGUCAACUAGAUUAUAGGUACUAUGAUUUCACUUGUCCCAACCUGACAAAUAUUGUUCGAUAUGGUGUCCGGUCAGCCAUUGCAAAUGAUACGAGGAUGGCUGCCUCUCUCUUGCGGCUUCACUUCCACGAUUGUUUUGUUAACGGAUGUGAUGGGUCAGUAUUACUUGAUGAUACGGACACAUUUAAGGGGGAGAAAAAUGCAUUACCUAAUCGAAAUUCAGCUAGAGGUUAUGAGGUCAUUGACAUGAUUAAGGCUAAUUUGGAGAAAGCUUGCCCAUCCACUGUUUCCUGUACUGAUAUACUAACUCUUGCAGCAAGAGAAGCUGUUUAUCUUCUGGCUGGUCCGCAAUAUUAUUGGGCUCUUCCCUUGGGUCGCCGGGAUGGCACAACAGCAAGUGAGAAUGCAGCUAACGAGCAAUUGCCAGGUCCUUUUGAGCCGUUGAAAAACAUCACUGCAAAAUUUACUUCAAAGGGGCUUGAUAUAAAGGAUGUAGUCGUGCUAUCAGGUGCGCACACAAUUGGGUUUGCUCAAUGCUUUACAUUCAAGCCAAGGCUCUUCAACUAUGCUAAUGGUAAACCUGAUCCAACACUGGAUGCGUCCCUCCGACAAAACUUGCAGAGCACAUGCCCAGACCAGGCUGAUUCUGACACCAAAUUGGCUCCCUUGGAUCCAGUCACUUCCGACAAAUUUGAUAACAUCUAUUUCAGAAACCUCGUCAACAAUUCUGGCCUACUUCAGUCAGACCAAGCUCUUAUGGGGGACAACACGACUGCUUCGAUGGUCAUUAACUAUAGCAGGUUGCCUCUACUUUUCUCCAUGGAUUUUGGGGGAUCAAUGGUGAAGCUGGCCAACGUAGGUGUUCUUACAGGAAAAAGUGGAGAGAUUAGGAAGAACUGUAGGGUGGUGAACUAGAUGAUCGUCAAAAGUGUUAAUUAAAAGGCUGUAACCAGCAAUUAAGAAUGAAAUGCAGGUUUCUAAGCC